Molecule: messenger RNA, 1283 nt
Organism: Triticum urartu
Lineage: Eukaryota; Viridiplantae; Streptophyta; Magnoliopsida; Poales; Poaceae
Product: putative prolyl 4-hydroxylase 7
Biological process (GO): peptidyl-proline hydroxylation to 4-hydroxy-L-proline
Cellular component (GO): endoplasmic reticulum
Molecular function (GO): L-ascorbic acid binding; procollagen-proline 4-dioxygenase activity; iron ion binding
Source: RefSeq, a predicted model, not a curated record
ACGUCUUCUUCGGAAGGUGGAUGCUGCUGGAUGUUUGGAAUAGACUUCACUCAUACACGAGCUGCCCUAGCACCACGGGCUCCCGGUCUUCAUCUCUGACUCCUCCCUCCCGUCCUCCCCUCCAUCUCGCCGGGCCAUGGCUCGUCUCCUCCUCGUCGUCCUAGCGGUUCACCUCACCGCUGCCAGAGCCUUCGCCGCGUCAAGCGUCGGCGGCCGUAACGGCGACUUCGACCCCUCCCGCGUCGUCCAGCUCUCGUGGCACCCCAGAGCGUUCCUGCACAAGGGGUUCCUCUCGGACGCGGAGUGCGACCACAUGAUCGAGCUGGCGAAGGACAAGCUUGAGAAGUCGAUGGUGGCGGACAAUGAGUCGGGAAAGAGCGUCCAGAGCGAAGUGCGGACCAGCUCCGGCAUGUUUCUCGAGAAGAGGCAGGAUGAAGUAGUAGCAAGGAUAGAGGAGAGGAUUGCUGCUUGGACUUUCCUUCCGUCGGAGAAUGGCGAGUCCAUUCAAAUAUUACACUAUAAGAAUGGUGAGAAGUAUGAGCCACACUAUGAUUACUUCCAUGACAAAAAUAACCAAGCUCUCGGUGGUCACCGAAUAGCAACAGUGCUCAUGUACCUGUCUAACAUUGAGAAGGGUGGAGAGACCAUCUUCCCUAACGCAGAGGGGAAGUUAACACAACACAAGGAUGAGACGGCAUCUGAGUGUGCUAAAAAUGGAUAUGCAGUAAAGCCCGUAAAAGGUGACGCCCUGCUGUUCUUCAGCCUCCACCCUGAUGCAACGACAGACCCUGACAGUUUGCACGGGAGCUGCCCCGUCAUCGAAGGCCAGAAGUGGUCCGCCACGAAAUGGAUCCAUGUGAGGUCCUUCGAAAACUCGGGCAAGCAGGGAGGCGGGUGCGAGGACGAGAAUGUCCUCUGCUCGCAGUGGGCUGCCGUUGGGGAGUGCGCCAAGAACCCCAACUAUAUGGUGGGCACCAAGGAAGCUCCUGGCUUCUGCAGGAAGAGCUGCAACGUCUGCGUGCAGUAAGUUAAUUUUUAAUCCACCCAUCCACCGUCAUCACACGGCAUCGAUAAAUUACUGGCCCAGUACCGGGUCCAGGGUGUGUGUGACUGCUCAUAGAUAGCAUGUGUGAUCUGGAAUGGAAUUAAACUGCAGCUGGAGAAAGAAAAAUACACUAUACUCGCUAAGAACUUUGUCUUUUGGGGCUGCUCAGAACUUUCUUGUUUACCCGUUUUAGCCGAGCAAUCAAAUUAAUGAAGAUGGAUCCAGCAAUCUUGUUCCA